Messenger RNA from Diatraea saccharalis (sugarcane borer), 1710 nucleotides. NCBI's taxonomy places the organism in Eukaryota, Metazoa, Arthropoda, Insecta, Lepidoptera, Crambidae. The record is from the annotation of a GenBank genome assembly.
AUGGCGCGUCGCCUGGCGCUGCUUGCGCUGCUGGCAUGCGCGGCGAUCGCGCGGCCCUCGCGUCCUUACUCCGCAGAGAAUUCAGACUCCGAGUCUCUCGACCCUUUCACGUUAUGGGACGAUUACGAAGAUUCUUUUGAGACCAAACGACCUACUGCGAAACCCGGUACAAAAAUCAUACUAAAGAGUAAACUUCCCAAAGUGAAUAUGACGAAAAACACUCAAAGUGACGAUGCUAAGAAAAAAGUAAUAAAAACAACUCAUAUCAAUAUAGCAAGCCAUACAAACUUUAUAGUGACAAAACGGCCCGUGUUGUACAAUAAGGUAAAAAAACCGGGAUCGAUAGUGAAUGUUGGUGAUGAUUAUGUGAUUGUGGAAGCGUCAAACGUUGCUGCUAGUGAGCCGCCCAAGAAACCGGUGACGACUCGCCGUCCGCCCUCGACCCGCCGCUCAACAACCCGUCGUCCACCGGCGACUUCAAAACGGCCAACUGUAAGACCAGUUCGAACACCUUCCAAAACUACAAAGACACCAACGAGAAAGAAAACUACAACAUGCUCUCCGAAAAACCCCGGAUGGCUCUCUUCAUUUUUUCAACAGAAUAAAAUAAAGAAACCACUGAAAUCCGCAAGCACAGCAAAAAAACCGAUAAAGAAGUCCUUGAAAAAGAAUUAUAAAGGCUAUCAAUUACUACGCGCAUAUCCUGACGAAAAAAAGAAAAUUAACGAACUUCUAGAUCUUCGCGAAGAAGCUCAAGGUUCUGGCCUGAUGUGGUGGUCAUCUCCUUCUUUAAAUGGCUCUACUGAUCUUUUGGUUCCACCUGAUAUUCUGGCCGAUAUUAAGGACCAUUUAAAGUCAAUAAAAGUCGAUUUUGAUGUAAUAAUUUGGGAUUUACAGAAAGCGGUGACAUAUGAGAAUCCAAAACUCUCUAAAAAGCAAAGGUUGGAAUUGGAACAUUUGCGCGGUCACCCAAUGACGUGGCGACGAUAUCACCGCUAUGCUGAUAUAUUGAGAUAUUUGGAAUUCCUCCAACAUUCUCAUAGUGAUCUGGUGGAGCUCGUGCCUUUAGGAAGAUCUUCAGAAGGACUGCCAUUGGUAGCUGUUAAGGUCAGAGGACGAUAAUAUCAAUAUAAUAUAAUUGUUUUUAUUACUAUUGUACCACGUAUUAAUUUGGUAAUGACAUAAUUGAUGUACAUGUUGUUAGUUCGGAUAAAGAGCUGGUAAAUUUCUUUUGCUUUUUCUCCUUGUUAACCAAAAAAAAUGGACUAAUCAAAAGUGCUUGUAACAAGCUUAUUUGAAUAAAGAAUUUUUAAUUUCCAAUAAUGUAUCCUGAAGGCUAGAUUAUUGGAAAUUUGUUACUUUGAGAAGUGUAUGCAGGUUUCCUUGCCAACUAACGAUAGCUAUGCGAAAGAAACAAAUAUUAAGAAGUGGAAGUUGCGUUCUCGCAUGAAACCAGCAGUGUGGGUCGACGGCGGCUCCCAUGCGCGUGAGUGGAUUGCUCCAGCAGUCGCUACUUGGAUGUUGCACGCUCUCAUAGAAGGAGAAAAAGGAUUAGGUACAGAGUACGAGGUAUUAAAACAAGCAGAUUUUUAUAUAAUGCCGGUGUUGAAUCCUGACGGCUACGAACAUUCCCACACACACGAUCGUUUGUGGAGGAAGACUCGCUCGCGCCUGCCCGAUCAUACUGACGAUUACUUCGACGGCUGGUAA